Molecule: messenger RNA, 416 nt
Organism: Microcebus murinus (gray mouse lemur)
Lineage: Eukaryota; Metazoa; Chordata; Mammalia; Primates; Cheirogaleidae
Source: RefSeq, a predicted model, not a curated record
UGUAACCUCAAAACUCCUGAGCUCGCUCAGUCACCCUCACCCUGCAGCCUUGCCACCUGCCCUCUACUGCCUGCCUCCUCGGCUAGCCAUGCUGGAGCAUCUGAGCUCGCUGCCCACGCAGAUGGACUACAAGGGCCAGAAGCUAGCUGAACAGAUGUUUCAGGGAAUUAUUCUUUUUUCUGCAAUAAUUAGAUUUAUCUACGGGUACGUGGCUGAACAGUUCAGGUGGACUGUCUAUAUAGUUAUGGCCGGAUUUGCAUUUUUGUGUUUGCUGACACUUCCUCCCUGGCCCAUCUAUCAGUGACAUCCUCUCAAGUGAUUACCUGUUCAAGACUCAGGCACAGAAGAUAAGAAGCCAGGGGAGAGAAAAAUUAAGAGGCAUGCUAAAAAUAAUUAAUUGGAGUUUUCAUGAUCAG